ACAUCACCAUCGGUCAGUCACAUCCUUCGUCUUCCCAGCAUGGCGCGCAUGCCUCUUCUCGCUGUCGCUUCCACGGCUCUCCUACUAGUGCUCUUCGUCUCGGCCCCGCCGUGCCGCGCGGCGUCAGGCGGCGGCCCGCCCGCCGUGCUUCUGCCGGCGAGCAAGGACGACGCGACGCAGCAGUACGUGACGAUGUUCCGGCAGCGGACGCCGCAGGCGCCCGUGAAGGCCGUGCUGGACCUCGCGGGCGCCACGCUCUGGGUGGACUGCGAGGCCGGGUACGUGUCGUCGUCCUACGCGCGCGUGCCGUGCGGGUCCAAGGCGUGCCGCCUCGCCAAGAGCAACGCGUGCGCCACCAGCUGCGACGGCGCGCCGUCGCCGGCCUGCCUCAACGACACCUGCGGCGGGUUCCCCGAGAACACGGUCACGCACGUCAGCACCAGCGGCAACAUCAUCACCGACGUGCUGUCGCUGCCCACCACCUUCCGCCCGGCCCCGGGGCCGCUCGCCACCGCGCCGGCGUUCCUGUUCACCUGCGGCGCCACCUUCCUGCUCGAAGGCCUCGCGGCCGGCGCCACCGGCAUGGUAUCCCUCAGCCGCGCUCGCUUCGCGCUCCCCACACAGCUCGCCGCCACCUUCCGCUUCUCCCGCAAGUUCGCGCUCUGCCUCCCGCCGGCCGCCGCGGCCGGCGUCGUCGUCUUCGGCGACGCGCCGUACGUGUUCCAGCCCGGCGUGGACCUCUCCAAGUCGCUCAUCUACACCCCUCUCCUCAUCAACCCGGUGAGCACGGCGGGGGUGUCCACCAAGGGAGACAAAUCAACCGAAUACUUCGUCGGCUUGACGGGCAUCAAGGUGAACGGCCGUGCCGUGCCACUGAACACGACGCUGCUGUCCAUCAGCAAGAAGGGAGUAGGCGGCACCAAGCUGAGCACCGUGUCCCCCUACACCGUGCUAGAGACCUCCAUCCACAAGGCCGUCAUCGACGCGUUCGCGGCCGAGACGUCCAUGAUCCCCCGAGCGCCGGCCGUCGCUCCGUUCAAGCUGUGCUACGACGGGAGCAAGGUGGGGAGCACGAGGGUGGGGCCGGCCGUGCCGACGGUCGAGCUGGUGUUCCAGAGCGAGGCCGCAUCGUGGGUCGUGUUUGGGGCGAACUCCAUGGUGGCCACCAAGGGCGGCGCGCUCUGCCUCGGCGUGGUGGACGGCGGCGCCACGCCGGAGACGUCGGUGGUCAUCGGCGGGCACAUGAUGGAGGACAACCUGCUGGAGUUUGACCUGGAGGGAUCGCGUCUGGGGUUCAGCUCUUCGCUACUGUUCCGUCAAACGACCUGCAACAACUUUCGCCUCGGCUAAACGCGCGUGCAAUGCAGGCAGCUGGCACCGUAGCCUAUCUCCCAACAAUUUGGUUAGAUAAUGGAAGUAAUAAUCCGAAAAACUUUAUCUGUAUUUCUUUGUGCGAUCGUGCAAAAGUUGUUGGAAUAAACUGUUCAUCUAUUACAACAAAGUCAACCAGUUUAGGCAUUUGACUUGGAUCUACUUGUUCUUUACCAUCUCCUUGAUUGGGAGAAGCAGCGUUUGGUUGAAACAAUAAUUUGGGUUUAGUUAGCGUUAGGAAAAUUGGACCGUGGCCAAUUAA
This is a messenger RNA of Oryza brachyantha (malo sina), 1633 nucleotides long. RefSeq names its product probable aspartic proteinase GIP2. The transcript has a single exon. Lineage: Eukaryota; Viridiplantae; Streptophyta; Magnoliopsida; Poales; Poaceae. Gene Ontology annotation, biological process: proteolysis. The coding region runs from base 40 to 1350 and encodes 436 amino acids. The record is from RefSeq and is a predicted model, not a curated record. Gene Ontology annotation, molecular function: aspartic-type endopeptidase activity.